UACUGCAGCUACAGCAAUGGCGCCUACAAUCACUUCAACAGCAGAUUACCCAAAGGAACACUUGAACCUAACCCACAAGUUAAGAAAGCCACUUGUGGAGAAGAUGCGCAGGGAUCGCAUCAACAACUGUAUCGAGCAGCUCAAGGAUCUCCUGGGUCCACAGCUCCUCAACCAGCAGCCCGACUCCAAGCUGGAGAAAGCCGACAUCCUGGAGAUGACUGUUUGCCUCCUGAGACGAAAGCUCCAGCAUAAUAGUCUACCUUCAUCUGAUGAUGUUCAUCAGGGAUUCUCCAGGUGUGCCCAAGAGGUUGUUCACCUCCUGUCUAAAGAUGAGGCUCAGACACACUCCCAUGGAACUGUGCUGAACCACUUCCAGACCCAGAAGCCGUCCUCUGAUGAGGACAUGCCAGAUCAAGCCCUGCCUCAGUUUAGUGUGCUGAAUCAGCACACACUGAGCAAAGUCAAGAGUCCAGCCAAGAGCGCCCCCUGGAGGCCUUGGUAGAAAACUUCAAACCAAGAUUCUCCAAGAUGUUUGACCACAUUGGUCUGCUAAGAGCCUCUAAGGACAUUUAUUCUUUUAAAAGAUGGUUGAUUGUUAACCUGCUAUUGCAGAUGUUUUUCUGAUUUUUAAAAAAAAAAGAAACUUGAUUUUCUUUCUAGAAAGAAUUUGCUAGCCAUUGCAAACUAAAGUGUCUUCAGUGAAGAUUUUCUGUGAAAUGGAACACAUUUUAAAGCUUUUUAAAUAUUUAGAUAUUGAACACAUUGAUUAUAGAAGAAUCUAUAACAAUGAAAAUCCCCAUGGUUGUACAUGGCAAUGCUUUCUGACUUGUGUCAAACUAUUCCAAUGUAUCAUUGUGAUGCAAUUACGCUUCACUUUAAAGCACAUUUUAUGUAAAAGUUCCUUCAAUGAUGGAACAACCUUUUAAAAUCUCAAAUCUGAGAAUAUGUGACACUUUCUUAAUAUUUAAGAAAACAAUGUGAUCUCCCAUGUGUGAGAGUGUGAUCCUUUUUGUUCAUUCUGUGAAAUGAACUUACAACUGCCUUUAUAUGGGGUUGCUGUUGUCUUUUAUAAAGACUUGUUUUAUAACCCAUUCUAUGUCUCAGUUGAGAUACAUUAUCGAUAUAAUAUCUGUAAAAUUGUCUGAAUCAGACGGAAUUUGUCUAUGUGAUGUUGUUCUUUUGCUAGAACCUGACAAUAAAAUAUGCCCUCA
Molecule: messenger RNA, 1211 nt
Organism: Sardina pilchardus (European sardine)
Lineage: Eukaryota; Metazoa; Chordata; Actinopteri; Clupeiformes; Clupeidae
Product: transcription factor HES-5-like
Exons: 2
Coding region: 17-502 (161 amino acids)
Biological process (GO): regulation of transcription by RNA polymerase II; anterior/posterior pattern specification; regulation of neurogenesis
Cellular component (GO): nucleus
Molecular function (GO): protein dimerization activity; RNA polymerase II cis-regulatory region sequence-specific DNA binding; DNA-binding transcription factor activity, RNA polymerase II-specific
Source: RefSeq, a predicted model, not a curated record